UGUAAAUUGGACGCGUGAAUGAGGCCAAAACGGAAGCGAGUGUUAGAGCAUAGUGAAAUUUUGUGAGAAUCUAAAUAAUAACAGUAAUUAUAUGUUCUAAAAAAUUCAUUUUUUUAGUGAUAGUUAAAAAAUACAAAACGGCAGAAUAAAUUUUCAUGGCCAAUAAAUAUUCUCUCUCAUGAAAAAUACUUGCAAAAUCUAAACGAAAAGAAAUCCUGAAAAUGUUUGCGAAAUUUAAAAAUUAUUUACAGCGUGUUGUUAAUAGAAUUUUCGAAAGCAAAUCGGAUACAAGUGCAAUAUUGAAAACAGUUAGUGCAAAGGAAGCUCAAAAAUAAAAUUCCAAUGCAAUUCCAAUUAAUAAUUAAUUAAACAGAAAGUUCAUAAAGAUUAAAGUGUGCACAGAUUUAACUGUAAUGUUCAGUGGAAAAGUUAAAAUUUUGAAGUGAAACCUAAACAUUUACAAUGAAACUGUUUUCAAACUUCUCAACGCUCCCGCUCAGUAAAUAUGAAAAAAUGACUAUCGUUCUGCUGCUGAUCAGUUUGCUUGUUAAAGAAACCCUUACCUUUCAACCGGAAUUCGUGGAGAGCAUAUCCAAUGUCUCGGUAGCUGUAGGUAGAGAUGCCACAUUCACAUGUCACGUGCGACAUUUAGGUGGUUACAGAGUUGGCUGGCUGAAAGCGGACACAAAAGCCAUUCAGGCGAUACACGAGAAUGUCAUCACACACAAUCCACGUGUCAGUGUUAGUCACUUGGAUCAGAAUACAUGGAAUUUGCAUAUAAAGGCAGUGUCGGAAGAGGAUCGUGGCGGUUAUAUGUGUCAGCUGAAUACGGAUCCGAUGAAAAGUCAGAUUGGCUUUCUGGACGUGGUGAUACCACCAGACUUUGUUGCCGAGGAUACUUCAUCUGAUGUGAUUGUACCGGAGGGCAGUUCGGUCAAAUUGACAUGUCGUGCCCGUGGUUAUCCAGAACCGAUUGUGACUUGGCGUCGGGAAGACGGCAACGAAAUUGUACUUAAAGACAAUAUCGGCACCAAGACGAUGGUGUCUUCAUUUCGUGGCGAGGUAUUAAAGCUGACGAAAAUCUCACGCAACGAAAUGGGCUCAUACCUCUGCAUUGCAUCAAACGGUGUGCCGCCGUCGGUUUCAAAACGCAUCUCACUCAACAUACACUUUCAUCCUGUCAUUCAAGUACCGAAUCAAUUAGUUGGCGCACCGCUUGGCACUGAUGUGCAGAUCGAGUGUCACGUCGAGGCCUCACCAAAAUCAAUUAACUACUGGAUUAAGGACACUGGUGAAAUGAUUGUGUCCUCGUUGAAAUAUCACGUGCAGGAAUCCUCUAAAUCCAUGUACGAAACGAAAAUGACAAUGAUUGUGCGUAAAUUCCAGAAAGACGAUGUGGGCUCUUAUCGCUGCAUAGCGAAGAAUUCUCUUGGCGAGGUAGAUAGCAGCAUAAGACUUUAUGAGAUUCCCGGGCCAACUCGUAAAAAUGCAGCGGGCAAACAUGGCGGCGGCGGCGGCGGCGAUGCCGACACCAACGAUGUGCUGAAAAUGAAACAAGUCAAAGUCACAUAUCAGCCAGACGAUGAGGAUCUAUACGGCUCAGCGGAGGAUUUCGAUGACAGCGAACUGCCGUUGCCACCAUUAACGCCAAACAUCUAUUUCCCGAAUGGUCAACGGCAGGCAACACAUCGACCGGCUACGUCUGGCGCCGGCAUUAGUGGUGGCACACACUCCACGGCAAAUGGUGGCGGCGGCACCUCUGAUGGUAGACAUCACCACCACAACAACAACAACGUAGCUGGCGGUGCCGGCGGUAGUGGUGUUGGUGGCAGUGCAGGUGGUAUUGGCAGUCUUGAUUUUGGCAAUUUGGGCGCUACGAGCGGCAGCGUGAGUAUUUCUGGUGGUGGUGGUGGUGGUGGUGUUGUUGGUGUUUUCGCGGUAUCGACUUUUGGUGGCAUUACGCGUAGGCCAUUUUAUGGUGCCGUCAGCAGCAUUUUUGGCGGACAAACGGAAGCGCGCGACGCCAUGUACAAUAAGGAGACGGCACCGACCGAGCAGCAUAGCCGUCACUACGCUACACUAUGGUCGUGGUGGUGGCAACAACAGCUGAACAACUGUUAUUACCGAUGGCGUGGUCAUUGGCGGCAAGCACUGCACAUAUUGCUCGUUUCCAGUUUAAUCACUUCAUUCUGUUGGAAUUUAUUAUAAUACGCGGUUGUAGUUAAAUGCCAAUGCGUUGCACCAAUGCAACGCGCCACAACACCACCAAUAACGCACGUCAACACCCACCGCAUAGAGCAGAAGCGGAUGGGCGAAAGCGGAGCGCAAGUGGGACAAUGCUCAGCGGAUGCUGUCAAUGUGUCGAAAAUGUUGGAAAUGUCGGAAAACACGGAAAAGUGGAAUGUGGCGUCUCCUGUUGCGGUUGCCAGUUGAAUUAUAUUGCGAUAAGUAUGACUUUAGACAGGUUAGUAUAAAAUUUAAAAAUACAUAUAUACAUAAUAUAUA
Messenger RNA from Ceratitis capitata (Mediterranean fruit fly), 2505 nucleotides. RefSeq names its product lachesin (gene DIP-alpha). Gene Ontology annotation, cellular component: neuron projection. The transcript has 9 exons. Lineage: Eukaryota; Metazoa; Arthropoda; Insecta; Diptera; Tephritidae. The record is from RefSeq and is a predicted model, not a curated record. Bases 463 to 2208 code for a protein of 581 amino acids.